CGCUACUCCGGCGGAGGGAUACAGCCCUACAUAUAUAGCAGGGAGGUGCAGGCUCACACCUACAGCAUUUGUCAGGGGGGAGCCGCUCGGAGGAAGUAGCAGCCGCUGCAGCUCCUGCUCCUUUGCUUGAGCAGCCCGUGUAGCAGCACCAGCAGCUACCUAACCCAGCGCAACCACCCCUACGCAAUGGCUGAUCAGCUGACUGAAGAACAGAUUGCUGAGUUCAAGGAAGCUUUCUCCUUAUUUGACAAAGAUGGUGAUGGCACCAUCACAACAAAAGAGCUUGGGACUGUCAUGAGGUCACUGGGUCAAAACCCAACAGAAGCAGAAUUACAGGAUAUGAUCAACGAGGUAGAUGCUGAUGGCAAUGGUACUAUCGAUUUCCCUGAGUUUUUGACCAUGAUGGCCAGAAAAAUGAAAGACACUGACAGUGAGGAAGAAAUCCGUGAGGCAUUCCGAGUCUUUGACAAGGAUGGCAAUGGUUAUAUCAGUGCAGCAGAACUACGUCAUGUUAUGACAAACUUAGGAGAAAAGCUAACAGAUGAAGAAGUAGAUGAAAUGAUCAGAGAAGCAGAUAUUGAUGGAGAUGGACAAGUGAACUAUGAAGAAUUCGUACAGAUGAUGACUGCAAAAUGA
Molecule: messenger RNA, 636 nt
Organism: Chelonoidis abingdonii (Abingdon island giant tortoise)
Lineage: Eukaryota; Metazoa; Chordata; Testudines; Testudinidae
Gene: CALM1
Product: calmodulin 1
Cellular component (GO): myosin II complex
Molecular function (GO): calcium ion binding
Source: RefSeq, a predicted model, not a curated record